AUGCCACCGAAAGAUGACCCUAACGCAACCUCUCCGCCAAAGCAGCAGCAUCCGUCUCCGCCGAAGCCCUCGAGAUCGCGCUCCGCCUUCUCCGCCAUCACCACUGUCCCCGCCCCGGUGAAGCGCCUCUUCGACAAGUUUCCCCUCGUCACCUACUCGGCGAACGAAUUGCCGCUGCGCGCGCCGCGAGACCGCCAACGGCAUCAGCUGUACAUAUUCACGACCGAGGAUGGCGCAUUGAGCGGAGAGCCGUCUUUCAAUCCUACUUGUCUAAAAUGGCAGGCGUACUUUAAGUUCAGCGGAGUCGAUUUUGUCACGGUUGCGUCGAACAACCACGCCUCUCCCAGCGGCGCGUUGCCAUUCUUGCUGCCCGGCGGCGCCAAUGCUUCCAUUCUCGAUCAGCCGCACGUCGUACCGUCGGGCAAGCUGCAGAAAUGGGUGAUGGACAACGGCAGUACGCCCGUCGAGGAGCCGGAUGACAAUCGCUUCGAGGCAUACAUGUCACUAUUGGACCACGACAUUCGGCGAGCAUGGCUCUACACGCUCUACCUGACGCGCAACUUCGACGCCGUGGCGCAGCCGCUCUACAUCAACAGCGCGUCGAGCAACGCGAUCGUGCGGGCCAGUGUGUCGCGCGAGCUGCGGGCGGCGGCGCAGGCGGAGCUACUCAAACACGGGGCGGUGGUCGAUGCCGAGACGAUAUACUCGGCGGCCGAGGAUGCGCUGCGAGCACUGGAGUCGGCGCUGGGUGGAGACAGGUGGUUCUUCGGGGCACAGCGGCCUGGCGUAUUCGACGCUAGCGUGUUCGCGUACACACACCUGCUACUCACGCACGACUUGGGCGGCGCGGGCGGCUGGGCAAAGUCGCGGCUGGGCGAUGCGGUGAGGGCUAGACAACGGCUGGUGCGACACCAGGAGCGCGUCUCUGAAGCCUUCUUCCACCACGGCGCAUGA
This is a messenger RNA of Diplodia corticola, 954 nucleotides long. RefSeq names its product mitochondrial outer membrane protein. Lineage: Eukaryota; Fungi; Ascomycota; Dothideomycetes; Botryosphaeriales; Botryosphaeriaceae. The transcript has 3 exons. The record is from RefSeq and is a predicted model, not a curated record. Gene Ontology annotation, cellular component: SAM complex. Bases 1 to 954 code for a protein of 317 amino acids. Gene Ontology annotation, biological process: mitochondrion organization.